Molecule: messenger RNA, 2067 nt
Organism: Arachis stenosperma
Lineage: Eukaryota; Viridiplantae; Streptophyta; Magnoliopsida; Fabales; Fabaceae
Product: probable cyclic nucleotide-gated ion channel 16
Exons: 7
Coding region: 1-2067 (688 amino acids)
Biological process (GO): monoatomic ion transport; transmembrane transport
Cellular component (GO): membrane
Molecular function (GO): monoatomic ion channel activity
Source: RefSeq, a predicted model, not a curated record
AUGAAUCCAAGCGACUUGCAGCGGUUUGCGGUGUCAAAUCGAUUCACAAGGUUCCCGAAAUCGUUCUCCCUGCGGAAGAAGGUGCCAUGGUGGUACAAAAUACUAGACCCACGGUCAAGAUUCAUCGCAAGAUGGAACCGGACCUUCCUUUAUGCGUGCAUUGUGGCACUGUUCCUUGACCCUCUCUACUUCUACUAUCCCAUAACGGGUGACAAGGCUUGCAUGCAAACCGAUUGGUACCUGGGCGUCGUCGUCACCUUCGCCAGAACCGUGGCCGAUCUUUUCUUCCUCUUCCACAUGGUCCUCAAAUUCAGGACGGCCUACGUUAACCCUCUCACUCGUGUUUAUGGCCACAAGGAGCUCGUCACGGAUCCCCACCUCAUUGCCAAAAGGUACCUCAAGCAUGAUUUCAUCAUCGAUCUACUUGCCACCCUUCCUUUGCCUCAGAUUGUGAUUUGGUUCGUGAUUCCGGCAGUGAAAGGGUCAACUGUAGCACAAGGAAAUCACACAAUAUCCCUGAUUGUCCUCAUUCAGUAUGUUCCCCGAUUGUUUCAGAUUUUUCCUCUUCAACGUCGAAUCUUAAAGACUAGUGGGCUUAUAACCAAAACUGCAUUGGCUGGGGCUGUGUACAAUCUUUGUUUCUACAUGUUGGCCAGCCAUGUUUUGGGAGCAUCAUGGUAUGUGUCAUCGAUCCAAAGACAAUUUGAGUGUUGGAGAAUAACUUGUAGGAGGGAGAUGAAUAGAACACACUCUCCAUCUUGCAAACCAGCGUAUCUUGAUUGCAAUCUUUUGGAUGAUCCAGCAAGACAAGCAUGGUUUAAGAGAACCAGUGUGCUUGCUGACUGUGAUGCUCUCAAUGACAAGAAUGACUUUCAAUUUGGAAUGUUUUCUGAUGCUUUCACCGACCAUGUUUCUUCCUCCACCUUUUCUCAAAAGUAUUUUUAUUGCCUUUGGUGGGGCCUCAAAAAUUUAACAUCUUAUGCUCAAGGUCUUAAUACGAGCACUUACGUUGGUGAAACCGUAUUUUCAAGUUUCAUUUGCAUCGCAGGUUCAAUCCUCUUUGCGCAUCUCAUUGGUAAUAUGCAGAAUUAUCUGCAAUCUUCAACUGCAAGACUUGAAGAAUGGAGACUGAAACAAAAGGAUACAGAAGAGUGGAUGAAUCACAGGCAACUUCCACCGGAACUUCAACAACGCAUUCGCAGGUUUGUUCAAUAUAAAUGGCUUGCCACAAGAGGCGUAGAUGAAGAAGCAAUUUUGCGUGAUUUGCCUAUUGAUCUUCGACGCCAGAUUCAAAGGCAUCUUUGUCUUGACAUUGUUCGUCGGGUUCCUUUCUUCGGUCAAAUGGAUGAUCAACUCCUAGAUGCCAUAUGCGAACGUCUUGUUGCAUCCUUAAACACAAAAGACACAUACAUUGUAAGGGAAGGUGAUCCAGUGAGAGAAAUGCUCUUCAUCAUUAGAGGACAGCUUGAGAGUUCAACCACUGAUGGUGGGAGAACAGGGUACUACAACUCUAUCAUUCUUAGACCAGGUGAUUUCUGUGGUGAAGAGUUGCUGACGUGGGCCUUGAUGCCCACCUCAAACCUCAGCCUUCCAGACUCUACUAGAACUGUCAAGACUGUUACUGAAGUCGAAGCGUUUGCUCUCAGAGCUGAGGAUCUAAAGUUUGUUUCGAAUCAAUUCAAGCGUCUACAUAGCAAGAAACUCCAGCAUGCUUUUAGGUACUAUUCCCAUCAAUGGAGGGCUUGGGGGGCUGCCUUUAUACAGACUGCUUGGAGACGCUAUCGUAAGAGAAAACUGACAAUGGAGUUGUUACAAAAAGAGAACUUGUACUACACCAAUAUCGAGCAAGAAGAUGAUGAAGGUGAAGAACAAAGGGUAGGAGGGAGUUCAUCAAGUAGUGGAAACCGCGCACAGAUUUCAACUACCGUUUUGGCAUCUAGGUUUGCUGCAAACACAAGAAGAGGUGCCGCUAAGAAGAUUGCAAUACCUGAUAGUGAUAGUUUGAAGAUGCCCAAAAUGUUCAAGCCAACAGAACCUGAUUUCUCAACUUUCCAAGAUGAAAAUUAA